Molecule: messenger RNA, 998 nt
Organism: Coprinopsis cinerea okayama7#130
Lineage: Eukaryota; Fungi; Basidiomycota; Agaricomycetes; Agaricales; Psathyrellaceae
Exons: 1
Coding region: 365-874 (169 amino acids)
Source: RefSeq, a predicted model, not a curated record
UUUCUUUACAACGUUCAGUGGCUUAAAGGCACUUCCUUUGUAGACCUCUCCCCCGCCAGCCGAGGCUCUCUAUACCGAUUUGUCGAACGAAUCGGGUCUAUAUAGCGAGUCAACCCCAGCCACGACCGAUCAAUCCUCUCCCAAGCAAGCAGGAAUCAAAUCGGACGCCCUGGGCCAACAACGAGUCAACAUUCCAUUCACAGCAGGCCAGGAAGUAACCGCCAACCUUUCGGGCGGCGAAGAAGCCACUUGUCAAACCCAGGCACCAAGCCUUACCAGUUCGUCGCCACGCACGGAUCCAGCGACCCCUAUUACCCCCCGUACACCAGCUUCUCGACCUUCAUCACCGCUGAAAAUUCCCGACAUGGCCUCUUUAUCCAAUCUGACGCUUCAUUCGCCAUCAGCUCAGAUUAUUGGCACCCCCUUUGCUACGAACAACGCGCCCUUCGAAUAUCCUUUCCCAGUCACCCCGUCCGCGACUUCGACGAAUUGCUCGUCCCCUGUACCAGUGUCUGCCUUCCGACCACCUUCCCCCGGUUUCCCUCCCCCCUUCCCAACAUUCGCCACCUCGUCGUGCACCCUCUCAGACCCAACCAACACACUGGCACUGUCGCUGUCCAUGGCUAUCCCCACGGAGCUGCCAAAUCCCCAAUUACCGAUCAACCACCCUAAAAUGCGAAUGACGCCCCCACCCAUUCCACCAGGGUUGAUGAAGAGGAGGAAAGAGAAACUCCAAAUGCGCCGCGGCAGUGGAGAGUUCGUCCGUCCACACCUCGAUGUCCUCCAACAUUCGGCGAGCGACAGCGAUCUCAAGGCUAAAGCCACCCGACCACCGUCCGGCCUAGACGUUGGUAUGCGUCUUGCUUCGUCGUGAAGCUGGCUAUGAAAUGUUUGUCGACGACUUUCCGACGAUCUUUCAUCAAAAUCUCUCCCUCUUUUUCUUGCUGGGUCUUAUGUAUCAUACAAUUGCUUGCUUGGGUUUUUUGGGUCGGUCUUGG